AUGUCACAUGUCAUUCCGUACAGUGGGGACACUAAUGAUAGACUUCCGUACAGUGGGGACACUAAUGACAGACUUCCGUACAGUGGGGACACUAAUGAUAGACUUCCGUACAGUGGGGACACUAAUGAUAGACUUCCGUACAGUGGGAACACUAAUGAUAGACUUCCGUACAGUGGGGACACUAAUGACAGACUUCCGUACAGUGGGGACACUAAUGAUAGACUUCCGUACAGUGGGGACACUAAUGAUAGACUUCCGUACAGUGGGAACACUAAUGAUAGACUUCCGUACAGUGGGGACACUAAUGAUAGACUUCCGUACAGUGGGGACACUAAUGAUAGACUUCCGUACAGUGGGGACACUAAUGAUAGACUUCCGUACAGUGGGGACACUAAUGACAGACUUCCGUACAGUGGGGACACUAAUGAUAGACUUCCGUACAGUGGGGACACUAAUGAUAGACUUCCGUACAGUGGGAACACUAAUGAUAGACUUCCGUACAGUGGGGACACUAAUGAUAGACUUCCGUACAGUGGGGACACUAAUGAUAGACUUCCGUACAGUGGGGACACUAAUGAUAGACUUCCGUACAGUGGGGACACUAAUGAUAGACUUCCGUACAGUGGGGACACUAAUGAUAGACUUCCGUACAGUGGGGACACUAAUGAUAGACUUCCGUACAGUGGGGACACUAAUGAUAGACUUCCGUACAGUGGGGACACUAAUGAUAGACUUCCGUACAGUGGGAACACUAAUGAUAGACUUCCGUACAGUGGGGACACUAAUGAUAGACUUCCGUACAGUGGGGACACUAAUGAUAGACUUCCGUACAGUGGGAACACUAAUGAUAGACUUCCGUACAGUGGGGACACUAAUGAUAGACUUCCGUACAGUGGGGACACUAAUGAUAGACUUCCGUACAGUGGGGACACUAAUGAUAGGAUUCCGUACAGUGGGGACACUAAUGAUAGACUUCCGUACAGUGGGGACACUAAUGAUAGGAUUCCGUACAGUGGGGACACUAAUGAUAGGCUAACGUACAGUGGGGACACUAAUAAUAGACUUCCGUACAGUGGGGACACUAAUGAUAGACUUCCGUACAGUGGGGACACUAAUGAUAGGAUCCGUACAGUGGGGACACUAAUGAUAGACUUCCGUACAGUGGGGACACUAAUGAUAGACUUCCGUACAGUGGGGACACUAAUGAUAGGCUUCCGUACAGUGGGGACACUAAUGAUAGACUUCCGUACAGUGGGGACACUAAUGAUAGACUUCCGUACAGUGGGGACACUAAUGAUAGACUUCCGUACAGUGGGGACACUAAUGAUAGACUUCCGUACAGUGGGGACACUAAUGAUAGGCUUCCGUACAGUGGGGACACUAAUGAUAGGAUUCCGUACAGUGGGGACACUAAUGAUAGGCUUACGUACAGUGGGGACACUAAUGAUAGACUUCCGUACAGUGGGGACACUAAUGAUAGACUUCCGUACAGUGGGGACACUAAUGAUAGGCUUUCGUACAGUUGGGACACUAAUGAUAGGCUUCCGUACAGUGGGAACACUAAUGAUAGACUUCCGUACAGUGGGGACACUAAUGAUAGGCUUCCGUACAGUGGGGACACUGAUGAUAGGCUUCCGUACAAACUCUAACGAAUCCUUGGCCAAAGACAGCUGUGGACGAGUUAGGGAUCUAUGUACUACAGCUGUGGACGAGUUAGGGAUCUAUGUACUACAGCUGUGGACGAAUUUGGGAUCUAUAUACCUCAGUGUGGACGAGUUUGGGAUCAAAGGCGACGAAUCUGUAGAGCGAUACGUUUGGACAGAAUAG
This is a messenger RNA of Pecten maximus, 1827 nucleotides long. RefSeq lists its product as uncharacterized. Lineage: Eukaryota; Metazoa; Mollusca; Bivalvia; Pectinida; Pectinidae. The coding region runs from base 1 to 1827 and encodes 608 amino acids. The record is from RefSeq and is a predicted model, not a curated record. The transcript has 2 exons.